AUGGAGAAGAAGAGAGGGAAAGCGAUCAUAGUAGGAGGAAGUAUAGCUGGAGUAUCGUGCGCACACACGCUCACGUUAGCAGGAUGGGAUGUAUUAGUCCUCGAGAAAUCUUCCGAACCACCAGCUCGUAGUCCUACCGGUGCUGGGCUCGGACUCGACCCUCAAGCUCGCCAAAUCAUCAAAUCUUGGCUUCCUCGUCCACACCUCUUCGAUCAAAUCACCUUGCCUCUCUCAAUUGAUCAGAAUCAGGAAACAGAUAGUGAGAAGAAAGUGACGAGGAUUCUAACGAGAGACGAGAAUUUCGAUUUCGAAGCAGCUUAUUGGUCUGAUAUUCAUGGUCUUUUGUAUAACGCAUUGCCUGAAACCACGUUUCUUUGGGGACAUACGUUUCUGUCUUUUACAAUGUCUCAAGAUAAAUCCACUGUAGAGGUUAAGACUUUAGUAAUGGAAACUCAAGAAAUUGUUGAAGUAGAAGGAGAUUUACUUGUUGCAGCAGAUGGGUGUUUGUCUAUGAUUAGGAAAACAUUCUUGCCUGACUUUAAAUUGAGGUACUCUGGUUAUUGCGCUUGGAGAGGUGUUUUUGAUUUCUCAAGGAAUGAGAACUCGGAAAUAGUUACCGGACUCAAGAAAGAGUAUCCAGAUCUUGGGAAAUGCUUGUAUUUCGAUCUCGGUACACAGACUCAUAGUGUGUUUUACGAGCUUAUAAACAAGAAAAUCAACUGGAUUUGGUAUGUCAAUCAACCAGAGCCUGAGCUGAAAAACAACUCGGUUACACUUAAAGUAAGCCAAGAAAUGAUGAAUAAGAUGCAUCAAGAAGCAGGCAGCAUUUGGAUCCCCGAGCUGGCGAGACUGAUGAAAGAAACAUCCGAUCCUUUCCUUAAUGUUAUCUAUGACUGUGACCCUUUAGAACGGAUCUUUUGCGGAAAUGUCGUAUUGGUUGGAGACGCAGCUCAUCCCACGACCCCUCAUGGCUUAAGAAGCACAAACAUGUCGGUUCUUGAUGCGGAAGUGCUAGGUAAAUGUUUGGAGAAAUGGGGACUUGAGAAUUUAAAUUUGGGUCUUGAGGAAUAUCAGAGGAUAAGACUGCCUGUUGUUUCUGAGCAAGUUUUGUAUUCAAGGCGUUUGGGGCGUAUCAAGCAAGGUCUAGAUCAUGACGGAAUUCGCGGUGGCAGUUUUGGAUUGGAACAGAGAAACAUGCCAUUCUUUUCUAAUGCUCCUCUUGUAUAG
Arabis nemorensis is the source of this 1227-nucleotide messenger RNA. The record is from the annotation of a GenBank genome assembly. Lineage: Eukaryota; Viridiplantae; Streptophyta; Magnoliopsida; Brassicales; Brassicaceae.